Molecule: messenger RNA, 936 nt
Organism: Kwoniella botswanensis
Lineage: Eukaryota; Fungi; Basidiomycota; Tremellomycetes; Tremellales; Cryptococcaceae
Exons: 6
Coding region: 1-936 (311 amino acids)
Cellular component (GO): mitochondrion
Source: RefSeq, a predicted model, not a curated record
AUGUCAUUGACAACACUUCGUACAGCUUCCAAGCGUGUCCCACGAGCAUUCGCUCCUCUCUCUGCCAAUAUCCAUACCUCCCACCCAGCGAGCAAGGGCAACAAAGUCACUCCUGGAGGAGUAACGGCUGAUACCGAUCCUGAGAAUGAUCCCAAGAAAGGUGGAGAUGGGUUCUUCGGUUCCUUACUAUACGGAUCAAAAGAAGCCAAAGCAGCAGGACUAAUCGAACCAUCCCAUCAAGGCCAACACUCCAAAAUAGUCGGAAGAGGUAAAUACGUCCAUGAGAAGAUAACGCACAAUGUCAUACCUUCCAAACGAGAUGAGUAUCUCGCUGCGGCUGAAAAUUACUUUAGAGAAUUGAUUGAUCAUAAUGGUGAAUUUGGAAGAGUCAAAUUGACGGGAAGUUGGGAGAGUGUCGUUGGUACUGUUGGGGAAUUCACACAUAUCUUGGAGUAUGAGGGGUAUAGAGGGUAUGAUGAGACUAACAAAGCUUUAAGAGGGAGUAAGGAAAUGCAAUCCCUCCAGUCCCAGAUCUUACCCUUGAUAAACUCAAGACAACAUCAGAUCGUAUCUGAGUUCAGCUUCUGGCCAUCUUCUCCACCACACGAUAGUGGUUAUCCCGAUGGAGGUAUAUUCGAAAUGAGAUCUUAUCAGUUACAACCUGGUAAAUUGUUGGAUUGGGAGUACGCUUGGAGGAGAGGUUUGGAAGCUAGAAAGAGGUUUGUGCAACCAGUAGGAGCCUUCUUCUCUCAAGUAGGACAACUUCACGAAGUACAUCAUAUCUGGCAAUACCCCGAUAUGGAGACUCGUAAACAUACCAGAGAACAGGCAUGGAGCGUAGGAAGUUGGAGUGACACUGUUCAAGAGACCGUCAAAUUGGCUCAAAGUAUGAAAUCAACCAUCAUGGUACCUUGUCCCUGGAGUCCACUGAAGUAG